UGGGGUUAAAUUUUCAUAUAAAAGGGCCGUGGAAGAUUGUUACAGCAGAGAGCAUUUUGAAUUGAGAAUUUGGUGCCCUACGUUUUCUAAACAGAUUCAAGACCUGCAAUUUUUAUAAGCACCUUUAUCCUGUACUUGCUUUGCCAUUUUUCCAUGGAUGCAGUAUCUUCUGUAUGCCCAUCUACCCCUCAAUGGAACAUCAGUAGACCUUUCCUCACUGGCCAAUUCCAUCAGGAAGUGGAAUCAACACCCGGGCUUGCUGAAUAUAAGGGAAAUUCAGUUGAUUUAGGCUUGGAAUCUGAGAAGCCUAUAGGAUGCUACAGUGCUUCAGUGCAAGAACUGAUUGUAAUUGAUGAUCUUCUUUCUGCUUUAAUUGGUAUUGAGGGACGGUAUAUUUCGAUCAACAGAGUUCGAGGGAAUGAGGACUCUUUUAGCUUCCAUGUUGAUGGUUCUAUGGAUUUGGCACUCCAGGAAUCAUCGAAACGAAUAUUCCCUUUAUGCAGGAGUUAUUUGCUAAUCAACCAGUUUGUUGAGUCUAGAUCUCAGUUCAAGUCUGGAUUGGUUAAUCAUGCCUUUGCUGCUGCACUAAGGGCCCUCCUCUUGGAUUACCAAGCUAUGGUGGCACAGCUUGAACAUCAAUUUCGACUAGGAAGACUCUCAAUACAAGGAUUAUGGUUCUAUUGUCAGCCAAUGAUGGGAUCAAUGCUAGCAUUGUCAAUAGUGAUAAGGAAGGCUUCAUCAUGCAAUUUUGUGGGUUCAGCAGUUCUUAACCUUUUACAGAAUCAGGCGAAGGUAAUGGCUGGUAACUACUUGGUGAGGUCAUUGCUGGAAAAGAUGAUAGAGUCUGCAAAUUCUGCUUAUCUUGGCAUACUAGAAAGGUGGGUGUAUGAAGGAGUUAUCGAUGAUCCUCAUGAUGAGUUCUUCAUUGCUGAGAACAAAUCUCUCCAAAAAGAGAGUCUCACCCAAGAUUAUGAUGCUAUGUAUUGGCGACAACGAUACAGUCUCAAGGAUGAUAUUCCUUCUUUCCUUGCAAAUUCGGCUGAAACCAUUUUAACAACAGGGAAAUAUUUAAAUGUCAUGAGAGAAUGCGGGCACAGUGUUCAGGUCCCUGCAUUGGAGAGUUCAAAAUUGAUGAACUUUGGGUCCAAUGAUCACUAUCUUGAAUGCAUCAAAUCUGCUUAUGAUUUUGCCAGCAGCGAGUUACUAAAUCUCAUGAAGGACAAGUAUGGUCUCGUUGGAAAGCUGCGUUCUAUCAAGCAUUAUCUUCUUCUAGAUCAGGGUGAUUUCUUGGUUCACUUCAUGGAUAUUGCCCGUGAUGAACUUGCUAAAACACCAAAUGAGAUCUCCGUUGAGAAGCUUCAGUCUCUCUUGGACCUUGCACUGCGGUCGACAGCAGCUGCAGCAGAUCCUUUGCAUGAGGAUGUCACAUGUUCUGUGGACACAUGUUCUUUGCUGAAGAGAUUGGGCACUCUCAAAGAUCUUCAAAUGGGUGAGACAGUGCCGGAGACUGAUGCUUUAGAAGAGUCCUUGAGUAUUACUGGCGUGGAAACGUUUUCUGUUAAUUACAAGGUUCAAUGGCCGCUAUCACUUGUAAUAUCUAGAAAGGCCUUGACAAAAUACCAGUUGAUUUUUCGGUUUCUGUUUCACUGCAAACAUGUGCAUCGGCAACUUUGUGCAGCAUGGCAAGUACAUCAAGGUGCACGUGCACGUGAUAUGCAUGGAACAGGAAUAUCUACAUCGUCGAUUCUGUGCCGUAAUAUGCUUAAGUUUAUAAAUAGCCUUCUGCAUUAUCUAACGUUUGAGGUUCUUGAACCAAAUUGGCAUGUUAUGCAUAAUAAACUUGAGAAUGCAAAGAGCAUAGAUGAGGUAAUCCAAUAUCACGACUUUUUCAUGGAGAAGUGUCUAAAGGAAUGUUCACUUCUUUCACCAGUCCUCCUCAAGAAGUUGGAGAAGUUGAAACUUAUAUGCCUUCAAUAUGCUGCGGCAACUCAGUGGCUGAUGAACUCCAUUGAAUCUCCAUACACAAACAAAUCUAUUGAUGGUUUGCAUUCCUUGGAAAAUUUAAAAGUUUUGAAGCUAAGGAAGCCUUCCAAGAAGCCAAAUUCACCCACCGAAGAGUCAACAGUCAUUGAAUGUGUCCUUAAAUUUGAGAGGGAGUUUACUGCUGAGCUUCAGAGUUUACGGCCAAUCUUGAGCAGCAGGGCCCAGGCAGAACCAUAUUUGACUCAUCUUGCACAGUUGAUUCUUGGUGUUGGUAUGGAUCAGCAAAUGUGAGACAAUUUGCCUGUUAACUGCUUUUGGAAUGACUAGUAAGGAUGAAGGAAAUGGUGAUUUUGAAAUUGUAGUGUGGUUAACAAAUAUUUUAGCCAUCAAUUUCCAGUGGAAUUGUUCGUACCCUUUGCACUAAGCAUAAUAACUAGACACCAAGUUGUAAAAUGAUUACAUAUAUUAAUUAGAAAGAUAUAUUUAGUUGGUGA
Cynara cardunculus var. scolymus (artichoke) is the source of this 2477-nucleotide messenger RNA. Its product is annotated as gamma-tubulin complex component 2. The transcript has 22 exons. Gene Ontology annotation, biological process: microtubule nucleation; spindle assembly; cytoplasmic microtubule organization. NCBI's taxonomy places the organism in Eukaryota, Viridiplantae, Streptophyta, Magnoliopsida, Asterales, Asteraceae. The coding region runs from base 154 to 2274 and encodes 706 amino acids. Gene Ontology annotation, molecular function: gamma-tubulin binding; microtubule minus-end binding. The record is from RefSeq and is a predicted model, not a curated record. Gene Ontology annotation, cellular component: gamma-tubulin small complex; equatorial microtubule organizing center; spindle pole.